This is a messenger RNA of Hylaeus anthracinus, 2723 nucleotides long. It is a transcript of the gene GlcAT-P, whose product is annotated as galactosylgalactosylxylosylprotein 3-beta-glucuronosyltransferase P-like. Gene Ontology annotation, biological process: chondroitin sulfate proteoglycan biosynthetic process; carbohydrate metabolic process. The transcript is spliced from 6 exons. Gene Ontology annotation, cellular component: Golgi membrane. The record is from RefSeq and is a predicted model, not a curated record. Bases 1283 to 2452 code for a protein of 389 amino acids. Lineage: Eukaryota; Metazoa; Arthropoda; Insecta; Hymenoptera; Colletidae. Gene Ontology annotation, molecular function: galactosylgalactosylxylosylprotein 3-beta-glucuronosyltransferase activity.
CCGUGUGUUUUUUCCUCGUCGUGUAUACAAGUGACGUAUAACAUAGAUAAGCUCGUUGACGAAUCUCCGAAUCUCCGAAUAUUCAGUUCUCGCGGAUCCUGCGUUUUUCACCUUUUCAAUUUUCACUUUUUUCGGCCAAUGCUGACCAGCACUCGUGAUAAAUAAUUUCAAUGUCCAUUUCCACGAGUGAAAAGAAAAGAAAGCCUGAUACGAGGUAAAAUGAUGCAUUUGAUCUUUUAUCCGAUCGAGAGAUCGGUUGGUGGCUGUUUGGAGGAUCGAUGAGAAACGCCUACUCUGCGUCAAAUACGUCGAGCCACGUGAUUCGGUGCAGCCGCGUAUAUCGCGACACGCGCUUGUAUACAUACGUACAAGAGCGGAGCCAGUGGCAGUGACAGCGUCGGCUGCUGCGCCAGCUGAAACGAAAUAGGUGGGAGGGGUUAGCGCGCUAUGCGAACGUGUAUACUAGCAUAGACGGAUAUUGCAAAGGGAACGCGACGCCGACGGGGAAAGCUAGUCGAGUGUCGACCAACGAAGGAGACGCGUCGUACAAGUUUUUUCCGCGAAGCUUAUCGUCAGGUUCGGCGCGGUAAGCCAUUGUUCCCUCGACGUCGACGCCGACGCUCCGACGCUCCGACGCUCAACGAAACGCAUGACAACGUAAACACGGGACCAAGGGAAACGAUCGAGCCAGUGUACGGCUCGUCGUUUAGUCGUUAACGAAGAAAAGUCGGAAACGACAUGUGGCCGAGGUUUCGAAGCGGCGCGAACCUGCUCGCUAAAAAUACGUUCGGCGAACGAUCGAAGCGCUACCAGGAGCUUGGCGAAAAGCUUGUCGAGGAUCAGUGAUGUCCGAGUGCACAAGAUGCCAGUGAGAAGGUGCAUCCGUCGACCGGGCUUUCGGAGACGGUCAUGAUAUCACGGAACUUGGCGAAUUCGGAUCGAGACUGCGUGCGGACCAAUCUUUUCGUUACUCGCAGCUCGCGGACAAACCGUGUUCCGUCGCGUUCCAGACAUCGUCGACGGGGAAAAAUCGAAACGAGAGCCGUUUACCUCAGACCGGACUAAUUCGCCAAACAGUGAACACAAACUAUUAAAAAUCAUGAAAAAGUAAUAAUGGUGAGAACGGUGCGUGCAGACUGCGUACUUUCAGCACGAUAAGUUUGAUACACAGAGGUGAGGAAAAUCCCGCACAGCUGUGUCAGAGCCGCGGAAGUGCGUAAACGAGGCGGAACGAUCGCAACUCGUGAACGGAGCAUGAACGCCGAUUAUCAGCUGUCCUGAUAUGAUGAAGCCAUCCACGAAAAUGGGGGUGCUAGCGUUGAUAGGUGUAUUCGUGGUGUUCUACCAAUAUCAUUUGUCUACCGGGGUUCGAUUCGACCAGAUGAACGACUUCAACACUGGUGGUUCCGCCGAGGACACUGCAGUUCUCUCUCAAGAGGACGUGGAGAGCUAUGUCAGGUCGACCAAAUUGACGGAAGAAAUGAUCAGGAGUGCGAUACGCAAGGUGCAAGAAACGAACGGUCUCAGUCCAGACAUCGCGACGUCGCUGAUACAAGAGCUGAUGACUCAUCUGAACAAGAACAUGUUGGAAGUUUCCGAGAAUAAUUCAAAGAUCGUACAAGCGUCGUUGUCGUUGUCGACGCCGACACCGACGCCGACAGCGACCGUUUCGAGUCAGCAUCGUUCGUCCACGUCCGACGAAACGUCGGAACCGCUGUACAUAAUCACGCCGACGUACCGCAGACCGGAACAGAUACCAGAGCUGACCAGGAUGUCGCACACGCUGAUGCUGGUCAAGAACGUUCAUUGGCUGGUUAUCGAGGACGCAACAAUCGCCACGAAACAAGUCACCAAGUUGCUACAGAGGACGGGAUUAAAGUUUCAUCACUUGACUGCCCCGAUGCCCGACAAGUACAAGCAAAAGAAGGGCGCGAAACCACGGGGAGUGUCGAAUCGCAAUCGUGGGUUGCAUUGGAUCAGAGCGAACGCAACGAAAGGUGUCUUCUACUUCGCGGAUGACGACAACACGUACGACAUCGCACUUUUCGACGAGAUUCGUAGAACAAAGAGGGUGUCGAUGUUCCCCGUCGGCUUGUGCACCAAGUUCGGUUUGAGCUCGCCCGUAAUUAAGAACGGAACGUUCGUUGGAUUCUACGACGGUUGGAUCGCUGGCAGAAAGUUCCCCGUGGACAUGGCAGGCUUCGCCGUGAGCGUAAAAUUCCUGCUUCAGAGGCCCAAUGCCACGAUGCCGUUCAAAGCUGGAUACGAGGAGGACGGUUUCCUCAAGAGCCUCGCACCGCUCGAGCCUAAGGAUAUCGAAUUUCUCGCUGACAAUUGCACCAAGGUGCUCGCGUGGCACACACAGACGAAGAAGAACGAGCCCAGCGCCCCGCUGGACUUGAAGUUGUACGGUGAAACGAACCUCGUCAAGUUGAAACAGCAAAUAGUAUGAUGUUCGAACCCGCAACGCAGCACGAGAGGGAUUUACAAGUUCGAUCUAGCUUUACGUUGCUUGGUACGAUGCUCGUGAGGGGAAUCCUUUUCCCAGUACGAUCAACAAAGUGAUUCAGUGCCUCAAGUAUUGUAAUGUACGCUCGGUGUAGGAAUGAUUUUUCUUUAUCUUUCUCUUUUCAAGGUAGCAACGGAAAGCCUUACGUUUACGAGACCAAAGCUCGAGGCUCGCAGUCUUGGAAACGACCGUGACAAUUUCCGAACGUUUUCAU